Dermacentor andersoni is the source of this 1060-nucleotide messenger RNA. RefSeq lists its product as uncharacterized. Lineage: Eukaryota; Metazoa; Arthropoda; Arachnida; Ixodida; Ixodidae. The record is from RefSeq and is a predicted model, not a curated record. Gene Ontology annotation, molecular function: metalloendopeptidase activity. Gene Ontology annotation, biological process: proteolysis.
GCCAGCGCUGGAAAAAAUAUUUGCGGGAAGGCACUCUAUGAGUUUCGAGAACCGAACGUCUGUGCUGUGGACAUGGGCGAGAUACUGAAUAAGACGGCAGAUUUGAUAAAGUCAUGCCAGUUCACACAGUGUGACCUUGUGGUGCGCCUUACCAGCGAAGACCUGGCGGUAAAAUUGAAUGACACGUUCAUCAACAGGAAUAUUCAUGGUGUCACUUCCCUUGCUGGCGUUUGCACGGAACACAGGUUUGCAUUGGCAGAAGACGAUCCACACAAGUACAACGGAGUAUCUACCAUGGCUCAUGAGAUCGCACAUGCGCUUGGGGCAAGUCACGAUGGCGUGCUAGCACCGUCCCAGAUGGAAGGUUAUCCCCAAGGGCUUAACUGUUCGUGGGAAGAUGGAUAUUUAAUGAGCUUUUCGGGCACAGGCAAGAACAUGUAUUCGCUUUCAAACUGCACUGAGGCCCAAAUCCGUUUCGUUGUGAGGUCUCUGCCACAGUCUUGCGUCGAAGUUCAUAUGGAAGCAAACUACUCGAACCACCUUUACCCCGGGCAAAACAUGACGUUCGAACGAUUUUGUCAAACAAUGCAUCCAAAACAUGCGGACGUGAACGUCUCGGAUCGCCACGGUCAUACCUAUGAAGAGUGCAAGAUUCACUGUUGCUGGAGGCUAGACCUAAGUAUCGAAAUACGAAGUGACAUUGAUAUUGAUUUUGACGGCUACGGCGCUUACGAUUACGAAGAUCUCAAGGAGUGUCAGGAGCACAGCAUGCUGGAAGCAAUGCCAUGUGGAAGUGGUGGCAAGACGUGCUGGCGAGGUGUUUGUGGAGUACACAACUGGACAGAGAUAUACAACAGUUCGCAUACUUCCCGCACAUUCCAGACUCUUUAAUUUCGGUGACGUUAGGAAUAGGACAAGUUGAUGUACACAUGGACGACGUAAGAUUGAGAACUAAAUCUGCUUUUGUGAAUAGAAGCCGCAAAGAGUCAAGUGCCGCAGUAUGUCGAGUGCCAUAAAAUGAAAAUGCCAGAAAUCUUCAGCGGAACAAUAUAAAUAAAAU